AUGAGUACAUCACAGCUCCAAGCGAAAUCUUCGGUCGAUGGUUAUUCUGCACUACCGGAAGAAGAUCAACAUCAUAUGGAUGCUUUAGAACGUGCUGAGGUCGACGAUUCGACGAAACUCGAUUCGGUGGAAGUCUCUACCCCGUUGCCUGAGACGGCUAAGACUCAGAAAUUAUGCCAUUAUUGCGAGCAAAUGUUUUCUACAAUUGAGAACCUGCAACUCCUAGCCUCCGAAGAAGGCUAUGAGCAUAAGAAUCUAAGAGGACUCGAAGAAGCAGGGGGUCGUGGAUGCGGUUUAUGCAAAGUCAUAAGAAAAUGCUAUCCUAGAUUCAAAACUGGGAAUUCGCACAUGAGGGUGCACGCUCGUCUCGUUGAGAAUAGAAUCGAAAACAGACUGCCCAUUUCCACGAGGAACUCGACGUUUGUUGAAAAACACUUACUCCCGAGACUCAGAGGAUCUACUAUAUUAGCUGAAUAUCCGUUUGAUGGAUACAAAAUUGAUAGACUUACUGUGAACUCUCCCGAAUCUCCAUUCAACCAGAUUUGUCUUUUGGCUGAUGAAGGGAGUUGGGCGGGUCUGUAUAUUGAGCGGCAACCUCUUGUGGCCAAGGACAAUUUUGAAAGAAUCAUCCCCCAAAUUAAGAAGUGGCUAAAUGACUGCCACCAUCAUCACUCAACAUUUUGUCGAUACUCUACACCAAAAUUACCCACGAGAGUGCUUCAAAUAGAAUCUGAAACCACUAGUCUAGUUCGCUUACAUGUGAGUAGACCCGAUCAAGAAGACGACUAUAUUGCUUUGAGCUACUGUUGGGGUGGACCUCAGAGCUUUAAAACUACUGCUUCUACCUUAGAACAUUGCAUGCGUGGCUUUGACAGCAAUGAUCUACCCUUAACUCUCAAGGAUACAAUUUUCAUCGCUAGAAGUAUUGGCAUACGAUAUAUUUGGAUUGACGCACUGUGUAUUAUUCAAGAUAACGAGGUUGAUAAAGCCAGAGAGAUUGAGAAAAUGGGAGACAUUUACAAGAAUGCCACAAUAACGAUAUCUGCGGCUGGCUCAACUUCAAUAGACGGGGGGUUAUUCAAUCAUGAACCCACUCCCGAGUUAUUGGAGAUUCCAUUCUGCUUGCCCGACAAAUCUCUCUCGAAGGUAUAUAUUUCAAGCGACGUGUACCAUUUUGAAUCAGAAGAUCCUCUGAAUAGAAGAGCCUGGUGUUUCCAGGAAUCAAUACUAUCACCCAGAUUGCUUUCUUUUCGAUCUACGGAACUAAUAUGGCAAUGCCAGACCUUAAAAUUUGAGCCCGUUGUAAGAAGUAACCAUGUAUACGCGUGGGAAGUUCUUCAAGCACCUGCAAAUGUCUUUCGACGGGACGUGGCGGUAGAAAUAACCGACUCUUUUCAUCGCGCCAAAACUUGGAACUGGAUUGUUGAAAACUUCGCCAGGCGUGAUCUUACGAACCCUGAAGAUCGCUUGCCUGCCAUUUCUGCUAUUGCAAAAGAACUCGCUUUGGUGUGGAAUGACGAGCAUGUUUUUGGUUUCAUGAGAAACACAAUCGAACACCAUUUGUCUUGGGAGGCACAAAGAUUUUGGUGCAUUGAUGGUAAGAAUCUUAGCAAUGUGAGAAAUCGACGUGUUCCUUCCUGGUCCUGGGUCUCAGUUGAUUUUCCGAUCAACUUUACAGACAUGGAUGCGGAAAUUCAUGUCACAUGUCUUGAGAUUGACAACACGCCAACGUGCGGGAAAAUCGUUCUCCGAGCCAAAGUUCUCUCCCUAGAAGCUCAUCCGAUGAACAGUGAGCAAGAAGAACACUUCCAAGACUUUUACGAUUUCCGUGAGAAUCUCAAGGCCGAAGCGUGUACACUCAUGCUACUGAGAGAGCGUACUUCUUAUAAAGAUGGUAAAUGUGACCAGUCCUUUUUGAUUUUAAAAAGAUUGAGCAAUGGUUAUUAUCAGCGUGUUGGUCUAUUUAAAUGUGAAUUGUAUUUAAGGGCCUACCCUUUGGAGGAUUGGAUGCGACCUAGUACUCUCAGACGAUUGUUCAAAUCUAUUGAGAUGUCUCGAAUUACUAUCAUUUAGCUACUAUGGAUAUCGCAGGAUUCGAAAGUAUUGUGAGGUUUAGAGUUCUAGGAGCUGAUCAUUGA
Messenger RNA from Botrytis porri, 2138 nucleotides. RefSeq lists its product as uncharacterized. Lineage: Eukaryota; Fungi; Ascomycota; Leotiomycetes; Helotiales; Sclerotiniaceae. The coding region runs from base 1 to 2073 and encodes 690 amino acids. The transcript is spliced from 2 exons. The record is from RefSeq and is a predicted model, not a curated record.